AUGAAAGAAAUGUUGGACUACGAAAAGGAGAGAUGGAAAGAGAAAGGCCCAUAUUGGGUAUUUGGAAUUGCUUUAUUUAUGUUCUAUCCUUUAGUACUCCCAGAAUUAAUAAAGCCGUUAUAUGAAUUUUUGCUUUCUCACUUCGAUGAAUGCAUUACCUUUGUUUUAUUGAUUCAGAUUGUUCAUCAUGUAAGCUAUGCUCUGCAUUGUGCAAUUCUUAUCGUUAUAGCUUUGUUGAAGAAUCCCAGUUUAGAAAAAUUUAGAGUAAAUCCUUCUUCAUGGCCUUGGGAAGUGGAUAUGCCACUUAUAAAAAGAAACGCAGUUACCCUAUUCGUCAACUUUUUCCUUAUCAACCCUAUCGUGGCUUAUGUUGGCUAUAAGACCGAUUUAUUCAGUACUCGGUUUGAGACUGUUUAUCCUUCUUUUACUGAAGUUCUUUGGCAAAUACUGUUUUGUAUGGUAACUGAAGAUAUAUGGUCAUAUACAUUUCAUGCCCUCAACCACUAUGGCCCGCUUUAUAGGAAUAUUCAUAAAAAGCACCAUCAAUAUAAUAUCACAAUAGGUAUUUCAGCUGACUCCUCCCCAUCCUUGAUCGAACGAUUCACUGUAAAAAUUCUUAAAAAUUGGGAAAAAUUAACCCCCAUCCUUGAUCGAACGAUUUUCAUAUCAUGCAAAUUUUUUAUAUAUAAAAAAUAUAUUAGUUAUCAAAAGCUUGGGAAGAUGCGCCUAAUGAAGUUGUCGUCAGAGGCUUUGAGACAACAGAAAGUAUUCUUAUGAAAUUAUUUCAAUUUUUUGCUGUAAAAAUAAUUAUUAAAUACUCUUAACCCUCUAUUUAAAAAUAUAUUAAAAAAUAUAUAUAUUUUAUAUUUUAUAUAAAAUUUUUUUCCCAAAAAAUUUUUUUUAACCCUCAUCCUUGAUCGAACGAUGGCGAGCCGUUCGAUCAAGGAUGGGCGGAGUGAGUACGCCCAUCCAAUAGAGUUCAUAAUGGUCAACAUAGCAGCUUUAUCAACUGGCGUUAUUAUACUGAGGAAAAGGAUGCAUUAUAUUUCCUUUUUAUCAUAUAUGUCCUAUAGGAUUGGAGAUACUGUUGACCAGCAUGGGGGCUAUGAAUUUCCUAUUUCUCCAUUUUCGAUAUUGCCUUUUGCAACUACAGCGCAUUUUCAUGACUAUCAUCAUUCAGCAAAUAUAGGAAACUACGGCUCUCAAUUCGCUAUAUUGGAUGCUAUGUUUAAUACGUCUCCAGGCUUUUAUAAUCAUAUGAAGAAAAGAAAUAAGAAAUAUGUGAAGAGAGCUCCUCAAGGAUCUCAUACUGAGUAA
This is a messenger RNA of Blepharisma stoltei, 1317 nucleotides long. The record is from the annotation of a GenBank genome assembly. NCBI's taxonomy places the organism in Eukaryota, Ciliophora, Heterotrichea, Heterotrichida, Blepharismidae.